AUGGAGGACGGUAAGCUCGAAGGCAUCGCCGCCCAACUCGCCGCUGCCAAGGCGCAGCAGGAGCGCGACGAGGCCCAAGGCCUGCGCCCCAAUUCCGCCGAGGCCAAGAUAGCCAACAAGCGCCGCGAGCUGCAAUUCAAGUCCUCGCACAGCCUGCUUGUUGCAUUUUUCUUCCUGAUCGGCCUGUUGCACGUCCUUGGAAUCUACCUCUUCACUAGCGGCUUCCUCCUCACGCGCCUCGUCCUAGACCACAAGUCCGAAUGCGCCAUUCCCCCGGCCGAAUUGCCCGGUGGCUUCACCCCAGGCUCUCCUGAGAAGGGCUGCUGGCACCCGAAGACAUUCAACAAGGCCGUCGUCAUUAUCGUCGAUGCGCUCCGCUACGAUUUCACCGUUCCCUUCCAGCCCAAGGAAGGCGACUCCGAGCCGCACCAUUUCCACAAUGCCAUCCCCAUCUUCUACGAGAUUGCUUCCAAGGAGCCGAACAAUGCUUUCCUGCUGCCAUUCAUCUCGGAUCCGCCAACAACUACUCUGCAGAGGCUGAAGGGCUUGACAACUGGCACUCUCCCGACCUUCAUUGAUGCGGGCUCGAAUUUCGCUGGGACGGCCAUUGAGGAGGACAAUUUGAUCGCGCAGCUGAGAAAUGCGAGCAAGAACAUUGUGCAUCUGGGUGAUGACACUUGGCACUCGUUGUUCCCCGGCUACUUCGAUCCGGAGCUUACUCGGCCAUACGAUUCGUUCAACGUGUGGGAUCUGCAUACAGUCGACAAUGGAGUUACCGAGCACCUGUUCCCCUAUCUUCAGCCGGGACAUGCCGCGAAAUGGGACGUUCUGAUCGGACACUACCUCGGUGUCGAUCACGCUGGGCACCGCUAUGGACCUGACCAUCCCGCUAUGACUGCCAAGCUCCAGGAGAUGAACGACGUCUUCCGCAGGGUGAUCAAGGCCAUUGACGACGACACCCUUCUUGUCGUCAUGGGAGACCAUGGGAUGGAUUCCAAGGGUGACCACGGCGGCGAGUCGGAAGACGAGGUUGAGGCGGCGCUCUGGAUGUACUCGAAGAAGGGCAUUUUUGGAAGGAGCUCUGCGGAGUUUGUCACGCCCCCUGCGACUGCGAAGGAAAGGCCGCUUGCUCAGAUUGAUCUCGUCCCUACGCUGUCUCUUCUCCUUGGGUUGCCUAUUCCGUUCAAUAAUUUGGGCAAACCUAUCGAAGAAGCCUUCAUUGGUAGCCGUGGCGACGAUUUCCAUAACCUCGCCGUUGUCAAUAGGCUAGCAGCAGCCCAAAUCCACCGCUAUCAGCGCGAAUAUGCUUUGGCCAAAGGCAUCGACGAGGCUGGUGAACUGCCUCGUCUCACGCUUUGGAAUGCCGCCAACAAGGCAUGGGAGACGGUCAGACAGACCAAACGGCCGACGCCAGUUCACUGGAGGCAGGCUUAUGACAAGUUUGCGAACUACCAGAAGCUCACGUUGAGCAGAUGCCGUAGCCUGUGGGCAGAGUUCCAUAUUGUCAGCAUGAUCCAGGGUAUCGGCAUCCUCAUAGGCUCUCUUGCCAUACUUGCCAUCUACGGCCGCGGCAUUGAAGGUGACAACAUCGAUUUGACCCCUCUCCUUCUCUUCCGGGGCGUGAGUGGCUUCGUCUUCGGUGGAGCUGCUGGUGCUGCGGUGGGAUAUCUCAUCCCAUUCUUUGAGCUGCUGCACUCCGCCAUUUUCGGUGCUGCUGUUUUGUCCCUCGUUGGCUUGACAUCCUCCUUGGUCACUGCCAAGUUCCGUUUGAACGUUCCUUUCCCCACGACUUUCUGGGGCGGAAUCAGCGUGGUGCUGCCUUUGCUCCUGUCUAUCGGGUUCGCUUCGAACUCGUUCACCAUCUGGGAGGAUGAAAUCCUGAUGUAUUUCCUGUGCACCCUGGGCGUCCUCUUCUUUGCAUCCUCCAUGAGGCAGGAGGCGUCUGAAGACCGGGUUCUCGGUUGCACGCAGUCUGUCAUCUUCGUCGUGCUGACCCGUCUGGCUUCCUUUUCCAGACUCUGCCGCGAGGAACAGAUGCCGUACUGCAAGUCUACUUACUACGCGUCUUCUACUUCUUCCACUUCUGCAGUCUGGCAGCUCGCGAUUCCCUUCCUCCUUUCCGCUGCGCUACCCGAGGUUGUGAAGUCGUUCUACACCCGCACCAGGUCCCUCCAGAGCCUCUCAAAGUUCUGGUUCGGCUUUUGCUUCCGCGUCUGUCUUCUCCUCAGCGCAUCGUUCUGGGCCUUUGACGCUGCCGACGACAUGGAUUACUUUGAGUUUUCCAAGCGCUCGCAAAAAGCCAUCCGCGUCGUCUUCUCCCGCGUGACGUUCGGCAUCGCACUGGGCGUUGGCUACGUCGUAUACUCGUGGUGCACCGCUCUCCUCAAGAUCGAGACGCACGAGGCGAAGCCCUCGGACGCAAACGACCCUGCGGUCGUUGCGCCAGGCGGCAAGACAUCGAUCACCAUCCUCGGCUACGCCAACAUCCACGGCUCGCGCUUCGCGCUCCUCAUCACCGCUUGGGCGCUCGCCGUCAUCCACAUCCAGAAGCCCAUGGGCGGCGGCGCCAUCGGCAUCCUGCUGUGGCAAAUCUUCGCACUGCUCGAGAUCAUCGACACGAACAAGCUCUCCACCACGGCCGUCGGCCCCACGGUGCUGGCGCUGCUCGGCUCCUUCCACUUCUUCAAGACGGGCCACCAGGCCACGCUCGCCAGCAUCCAGUGGGAGUCUGCGUUCCUGCCGUUCAAGAGCAUCCACUACCCGUGGUCGCCGCUGCUCGUCAUCCUCAACACCUUCGGCGCGCAGAUCCUGACGGCCGUCGCCGUCCCCGCCACUGUGCUGUGGAAGCAGCCGCCCAAGCAGAAGGGCCUGCUCGGCGGCGUCGCCCAGGCCGUCGCCACACACCUGCUCUUCUACGCCGGCGUCGCCCUUGCCACUACCUGCUGGGCCGGCCACCUGCGCCGCCACCUCAUGCUCUACCGCAUCUUCAGCCCCCGCUUCAUGAUGGCGGCCCUGGUGCUCGUCGUCGUUGAUGUCGUUGCCGUGUUUGUCGGCGUUGGCGGCACUUGGUGGAGUUUCUUGAGUAAUGCUGAGAUCUUUGGGUGGUUGUGA
Lasiodiplodia theobromae is the source of this 3111-nucleotide messenger RNA. RefSeq names its product GPI ethanolamine phosphate transferase. Gene Ontology annotation, cellular component: endoplasmic reticulum membrane. The transcript is spliced from 2 exons. Gene Ontology annotation, biological process: GPI anchor biosynthetic process. Gene Ontology annotation, molecular function: mannose-ethanolamine phosphotransferase activity. Bases 1 to 3111 code for a protein of 1036 amino acids. Lineage: Eukaryota; Fungi; Ascomycota; Dothideomycetes; Botryosphaeriales; Botryosphaeriaceae. The record is from RefSeq and is a predicted model, not a curated record.